Messenger RNA from Leptinotarsa decemlineata (Colorado potato beetle), 947 nucleotides. Its product is annotated as leucine-rich repeat-containing protein 51. Gene Ontology annotation, molecular function: protein binding. The record is from RefSeq and is a predicted model, not a curated record. Lineage: Eukaryota; Metazoa; Arthropoda; Insecta; Coleoptera; Chrysomelidae.
CUGUUCUAAAAUCGUUCUCUCCAAUAGAAAUCUCACUCACCCCUAUCAGUAUGUGAUAAAAAUCAAUAACCAAUUAAUAUGAAAUGUACAUUACGAAAUUAUGGAAAGUCAAGUCCGUACCAGAAAUAUGUCAAAAAACGCGAUUGAUGAUAAGCAUAUUUCUGACAGUACGUCAACUUCGUUUAUAGUGAGAGCUUUUUGAAAGUACCCAAAUGAAAAUUGUGGAUGGUUUUUUGAAAUGGUAGAAACUGCGUUGCUUUUAUCCACCGGAAAACCGGCAGAUUUUUCUUUUCGGCGUUUGAGGACUAUCAACGUGUCAAAAUUCAUGGAAACCAUAGGACUUCAAGGUGUGAGAUUUUCGAGGAUGAACGGUGUUCCAGAAAAAGGAGCGAAUAAAAAAUUUCUCACUAAGUCCAUUUUGAUGAACAACAAUGAACUUAAGAAUUUCAAGCACAUAGACGAUUUGGUGGAAGCAGUUUUGGAGUAUCCCAGUCAGCUAGGCUGGAUUGACUUGUCCUUCAAUAGAAUUACAGAAAUAGAUGAGUGCAUUCUCAAAUUCAAAUCGUUGAAAAUUUUGUAUUUUCAUGGAAACUGCAUAUCAGAUUUGGAUCAAGUAUUCAAGUUGAGGUCUCUAGAACAACUGAGGAGUGUCACAUUUCAUGGGAAUCCUAUAGCAAAUCAUCCACGAUACCGUAGCUAUGUCAUUACGGUUUUAUCGCAGAUUGCUAAUUUGGAUUUCAUGCCAGUAGUUAAGAAUGAAAAGUUGCAUCCUGCACCUAGAGAAGCUGUUAAGAAACUAAAGAAGAAACCGAAGACUAACACAUCAAAAUCAAAUAACGAUGGUUUCAGUUCAGAUAAGUAAUAUUUUUAUAGGUUUAUACUUGAAAUGAUUUCUAUGUUUACAUAUACUAUUAUAUAAAUAACUGAAUAUACGUGAUACAAUUCGA